Messenger RNA from Tremella mesenterica DSM 1558, 909 nucleotides. RefSeq lists its product as uncharacterized. The transcript is spliced from 4 exons. The coding region runs from base 111 to 842 and encodes 243 amino acids. NCBI's taxonomy places the organism in Eukaryota, Fungi, Basidiomycota, Tremellomycetes, Tremellales, Tremellaceae. The record is from RefSeq and is a predicted model, not a curated record.
UUAUCUUUCUCCCUUGUACAUAGUCUUUCAAACUUCGGUAGUGUUCAUAUCUCUUACCAAGAAAUAUAUCCUAUUCGUUCCGGAUCAGUUGAGAGUCGAACAACAAAGAGAUGGGUGAUCUGUUCUCGCUAGUUCUCACCAGUACGACCGAUAGCGUCGCAUUCACUACAACUACCUCUUCGUCUUCUUCAACCUCUUCAGCUUCUUCCGAUGGUUCUUCUAGCAACUCUGGCUUUUAUAAAAAUCUCUUUUACAUCCUUAUCGGUCUUCUUGGAGGCUUCGCCGCAGUCUCCGUCAUCUCUCUCUGGCGUGCUAGACGUAGACGUGCGGCAAUCCUGAAUGAAGCCCUCAGGUUAGGUGUCAUGAUUCCUGGUCUUCCAGGUUACGUACCCAUCAGAGACAGGGGAAAUCCACUUUGGCAGAGGACGGAUGGGAAGUAUAUGCCGGAAUGGUGGGAGGUGGAACCCGAGAAGAAGUUGGAUGAGAAGGAGAUUGAGAAGGGUAUGAUAGAAAUUGACACGUCGUUUGGAUAUGAAAAAUUGAAUCCAGUAGCGCUCGUUCCUCCACAAGAAAGACCCGCUCCAGAACCUAUUCCAGUAUCCAAUCUUCGUUAUUUCCCCAACCACCUCGCAUAUCGUUCAGCUUCCCCUAUCACUCAGUCUCCAUCAGCCAUCAUAGAUGCUUCGAAUCUAGGCGCUCUGACCGGGAAAGAUGUGGAUAUGGUCUUCAUGUUACGCAUGCCGGUCGAGAGUGAUAGUCCGGACUCUCUUGCGGGAGUGGACAGCGUGACGAGGCAUUGGGAUGGGGUUCAACUAGGUAUUUCUAGAAUACGAGUGGAAUGAUAUUCUCUUCGGGUAUAGUCGGCAUGAUCUUAUAGACGUUGUAUUAGUAUGCAUACUUGUACCAAGG